Oppiella nova is the source of this 1076-nucleotide messenger RNA. The record is from the annotation of a GenBank genome assembly. NCBI's taxonomy places the organism in Eukaryota, Metazoa, Arthropoda, Arachnida, Sarcoptiformes, Oppiidae.
CACGAGUAAAAUAAACUCAAAGUUUGAUUAGUAAACAGUAAAAGUUUUUCAACAACUUUUGUCUACAGCCAGUGAACGUCGCUUCACCGCUAAGUAACUACUAGUCCCCUAACUGUCUGAACCAGUGGUCUAUUUAACUAAAAAGUCUCAUACGUAGCGGACAGGCAUGUCGUCGGGAAUCAGGGGUCAGCUGACCUCGAAAUACGGUGAGCUAGUCCGGGGCGGGUUGGCCGAGCUGUUGGGCACCGGCAUACUGGUGCUGUUCGGGUGCGGGUCGUGUACGUUUGGCAACAAGGAGAUGAUUGCGCUCACCUUCGGUCUGGUCAUCAUGUGUAUGGCCACCAGUUUGGGUCACGUGUCCGGCUGUCACCUAAACCCGGCGGUCACUCUGGGGCUGCUCCUCAACGGACAGGUCGAGUGGCUGAACGCCAUCGUCUACGUGAUUGGCCAGUUCGUGGGUGCUGUGGUCGGCGCCGGCAUACUGGCCGCCAUACUCGACACCGACCACCUCUGCCCCACUGGUCUCAACGCUAUGAUCACACCCUUCGCCGGUAUAGUGAUCGAGACGAUCCUCACAUUUGUCUUGAUUCUGGUCAUCUGUAAUGUCUGUGAGUCCAACCCGACUAUGGCUCCCUUGGCCAUCGGCCUCACUGUCGCCACCGGUCAUCUGUUUGCGAUCGAGUUAUCCGGCUCAUCCAUGAACCCCGCCCGUAGCUUUGGUCCGGCGCUCAUUGGAAACAUUUGGAAAGACCAUUACGUGUAUUGGGUCGGACCGUUGAUCGGCGGCGCUCUGGCGGGUCUCACACAUCGCUUCUUCUUCUUCAACAGCAAAUUGUCUAAAAGAGGAGAAGCCGGCCCUAAAAGCAGUGCUCAGCCACAGGAGACCACUAAUGUCUGAUAAAUAAUGUUUUGUUUCAAGUUUUAUUAUAUCUCAUAACUAAUUCACAAAACCAUUACAUUUAUACAAAGACAAAGGUUUCCUGAAUUUUAUAAAAUAAUUAAUUAAUUCUUAUAUUAAAUUUAUACAAACACUUGUCGUAUAUUGUAUUUCCUUAUCUUAUAUUUGACACUACAUU